Molecule: messenger RNA, 3578 nt
Organism: Odocoileus virginianus texanus
Lineage: Eukaryota; Metazoa; Chordata; Mammalia; Artiodactyla; Cervidae
Source: RefSeq, a predicted model, not a curated record
AGCCAGCUCUCCCAGGCGCUGAACGGGCUGUCAGACAGGGCCAAGGAAGCCAAGGAGUUCCUGGUACAGCUGCGCAACAUGGUCCAGCAGAUCCAGGAGAACAGUGUGGAGUUCGAGGCCUGCCUGGUGGCGCAAUGUGAUGCCCUCAUUGAUGCCCUCAACCGGAGGAAAGCCCAGCUGCUUGCCCGUGUCAACAAGGAGCAUGAGCACAAGCUAAAGGUGGUUCGAGAUCAGAUCUCUCACUGCACAGUGAAAUUGCGCCAGACCACGGGUCUCAUGGAGUACUGCCUGGAGGUGAUUAAGGAAAAUGAUCCUAGUGGCUUUUUGCAGAUUUCUGAUGCCCUCAUAAGGAGAGUGCACCUGACUGAGGAUCAGUGGGGGAAAGGCACGCUCACUCCCAGGAUGACCACGGACUUCGACUUGAGUCUGGACAACAGCCCCCUGCUGCAGUCCAUCCACCAGCUCGACUUUGUGCAGAUGAAAGCUUCCCCUCCAGUCCCAGCGACUCCCAUCCUGCAGCUGGAGGACUGCUGCACCCACAACAACAGCGCCACGCUGUCUUGGAAACAGCCGCCUCUGUCCACGGUGCCCGCGGAAGGAUACAUUCUGGAGCUGGAUGACGGCAAUGGCGGUCAGUUCCGGGAAGUAUAUGUAGGAAAGGAGACCAUGUGCACCGUGGAUGGUCUUCACUUCAACAGCACGUACAAUGCUCGCAUCAAGGCCUUCAACAAAACGGGAGUCAGCCAGUACAGCAAGACGCUGGUCCUGCAGACGUCUGAGGACACAGACUCAGAAGAACAGACAGUCCCUUUUCCAGUGCCUUCGGAAAGAUUGCCGCUCCGUAGAAUGAGUCCUUUCUCCUCCACCCUUAAUCUACAACCCAGCUUCCCCGGGAGAGCCUACUUUGAUUUCCGAUCCUCACCCCACCAGCUGAGCUUGCAUUCCUCUUUACAGUCUCUCAAUGCACCCGGAUGCAAUUUUGAGACACAAUCUGCAUCUUACUCUCAAUUAGUUGACAUUAAAAAGCUGUUGGCAGUGGCCUGGUUUGCUUUCGACCCUGGCUCGGCACACUCUGACAUCAUCUUCUCCAAUGACAACCUGACUGUGACCUGCAGCAGCUACGAUGACCGCGUGGUGCUGGGGAAGACCGGUUUCUCCAAGGGCGUCCACUACUGGGAGCUGACAGUGGAUCGCUAUGACAACCACCCCGACCCUGCCUUUGGCGUGGCUCGCAUCGACGUGAUGAAGGAUGUGAUGUUAGGAAAGGACGACAAAGCUUGGGCAAUGUAUGUGGACAAUAACCGGAGCUGGUUCAUGCACAACAACUCGCACACCAACAGAACUGAGGGAGGGAUCACAAAGGGGGCCACAAUUGGGGUCCUCCUCGACUUCAAUAGAAAAACCUUGACGUUUUUUAUCAACGACGAACAGCAAGGUCCCAUCGCGUUUGAGAACGUGGAGGGCCUGUUCUUCCCGGCAGUCAGCCUCAACAGGAACGUGCAGGUCACGCUUCGCACGGGGCUCCAGGUCCCCGACUUCUACUCCAGCAGAGCAUCAAUAGCCUAGGAGUGCGCCGUGGAGGCGCCAGCUGCCUGUUCUCACCUCCCGCCCGAGAGUGACCGCCGGGAGCCCAGCCAGACCUGGAGGGAGCGAGGAGGAGAAACGCUGGUCCUCAUACCCGCAGCGCCCCCACACAGCCUUCCCUCCAGCCUCUACUGCUGUGAAGCCUGCUUUCUCUUCCAUAGUCAGCAGUUCUAACCAACAGAGGACCUACACAGCCCACCGUGUCACUUUGUUUCCAAACCCAGAUUUUGCUUUUAUUUACAUUAAUUUUUAUGUAGGUGAGUUAUCUCUUGUUUUUCUUCCGAUCGUGUCAUUGGUGACUUACAGACUGGCACUGCCAAGAGAAAAUUCUCCUAAUAACUUUUUUCUUAAGCUCUCUGUCAAAGAGGUAGGUGGUAGGGAGAGGUAGGGAAGAAUGAGCUGAACUUGGAGCUUGCCAUUUAGAAUGUUCUUGAGGGUCCUUGCCCUGUGCCUUCUCAUGCUGCGUUACCUCUGCAUAGCUAGUCUUUUCAGCAGUGAAAACUUUUACUAUCCACUGAAGCACAAAAAUGAGAGCUACACAACUGCAUAGAGGUUCAUAGCAGUGUAGGCUCAAAGGACAUCUGGGUCAUUAGGACGGGUCAGAAACCCUGGUCACUGAUUGAAACUGGAAAGUCUCUAAACAUAGGCAGGCCAGGGAACUUCAUGAUUUGGUUCAUUUAUUUAUCACAAAUUUUUAACUGAGAACCUAUUCUGGACCAGACACUGUUCUAGAUGCUGGAGACACAAUAGUGAAUACACAGGUGUGGUCUCUGCCCUCCUGGAGCUUAUAUUGUCCCAGGAGAACAAACCAAAAAUAAAAUUGUUGAAAACUGUUACUAGUACUAGAAAGGAAGUAAAAAGGGCCAAAGAUGUUCAUUGGCAAGAUCUUUCAGAUCCCCCAGAAUGAUGCUAAAAAUCCAUACAAUCUGGUCAUAGCACCAGAAACAUACCAACUCAAUGCCUUUCCAACUGUGCUAUUCUAAUUAUGGUACCUGCUGUCAUUCAUCACAAAGCCCUUCUUUAGUAGAAAUGAUGUCAGCAUUCUUAUUUGUUAAUGCUGCAGUGAUACUAAGCCUUAAAAACUUAAUGUGAAAAAAAAAAAAAAAAGUAACAACCAGAAGGAGGAGCUCUCAUUCUCUGUAACGGGGGAUCUUAAAUUGCAGCUCACAGCAUUCCAUUCUCAGGAUUAAUGCUCUUGUCUCCGUUUAGACUCACUUUCUGUGCCUGUCACAGGUGAACUGUCCAUCCACUCAGCUGCCAUCACAACCCACCUUUCUGAACUAGUUCAAUUAAUGUUUGGAAGGAAAAUGAAAUUGUAGGUCACUGCUCUGCUCUUAACAGAGAUAAUAGCAAAAUAGCAGAAUAAUAAACGUAUUACUUCCGUGUAGAGAUAGACCUAUAUAAACUUCCUUUCAGAUUCUUUUGUUUGACAUGAAGUUUUAGAAAAUGUUGGACCUUGAAAGAAGUUCUAGUUAGUUGUCUAAAUAUUUGCCAGGGAGUCAAGAAAUUCACAAAGAAAAAAAGAAAAAAGUAACAAAAGAAAAGCAGUAAGAUUGGAAAGCUAGCAAAUUAAAGUUUGGGCAAAAAGUAAUAUCUGUAAAUAGCUAAUAGUUUACUUUUGUGCUUUAUUUAGAUUGUUUCUAUCUGCUGUGGUGUUUUUCUAAUUAAGUGUACCUAAUUUAUUGAAUGGGUGCUAUCCUGUUUGUGUCCACCUUGGUUUUUCUUGGCUACAGAACCACUCUGUUGCAGGCCAACACUCAUUUGAUAUUUGAUUUAUUCUCCAAUGAGACUUGAUGGCUGGGCCGCUGUAGACUCAUAGUUACUCUUGUUCUUUAUUAAAUUCAUCCUGCUAAUUAGAUUUCUAGUGACUGGUAACACAUAGUUUACACAGAAUUGCAAUUAUAGAUACAUAGAGCUCCUGUACUAGAAAAAAAAUGGAUAUUUCUGGUGUACCAAUAAAUGAUUUUUAUGAGAGAACAUUUUAUGUCUCUUUA